AUGUUUAGAACAUUGCCAACUAUCCUUAACCGCUCAGCAAUUGCAUCAAGAUCGCCAUCAUCAGCAGCAUCUUCAAUUCGAUUCUUGUCAAGUAGCACCAAACCCACAGUGUCAUCUACGACUAAUUUGUUUUUCCCUAGAUCAAACUCAGUCUUGACCGCUGUAAAGCAACAACACCAACACUACCAUCAACACGGUUAUGGAUCCAACUCAUCUAGCAAAAACAUCUUGAAGUUGUUCUUUGCUAGUGCUGGUGCUUCUUUCUUGCUAACUACGGCAUUUGCCAAGUCAAUUUACAACGACGCUGCCGGUUAUGCUGCUACUCCUAGACAACAAGUGGCUUCAAACGUCUCAGUCCAACCAGUGACUAAGACCCCAACCAAAUCCAGAUGGGGAAACAAUUUAAACUAUGAAGAUUUAACCAUUGGGUCGGUCACUGGAUUGUUUGUUGGGAUUAUCUUGGGUAAAUUGUCUCAAGUAUUUGUGUUCAUUUCCUUGAGUUCCUUCUUACUUGUUGAAUUUUUGCAAAACAGAAAUAUCAUUAAUGUCCCAUGGAACUACAUUUUUACCGUUGGAAAGCAAAAGAUCAAUUUGAAGCAAUUGGUCUUUGAGAACCCAAGUUUCAAAAUAUCAUUUGUCUUGAGUUUGAUCAUUGCUGCUUACAACGUAUAA
Lodderomyces theae is the source of this 672-nucleotide messenger RNA. RefSeq lists its product as uncharacterized. The record is from RefSeq and is a predicted model, not a curated record. Gene Ontology annotation, biological process: autophagy of mitochondrion. NCBI's taxonomy places the organism in Eukaryota, Fungi, Ascomycota, Pichiomycetes, Serinales, Debaryomycetaceae. Bases 1 to 672 code for a protein of 223 amino acids. Gene Ontology annotation, cellular component: mitochondrial outer membrane. The transcript has a single exon.